Messenger RNA from Helianthus annuus (common sunflower), 1011 nucleotides. RefSeq lists its product as uncharacterized. The record is from RefSeq and is a predicted model, not a curated record. The coding region runs from base 55 to 1011 and encodes 318 amino acids. The transcript has 4 exons. Lineage: Eukaryota; Viridiplantae; Streptophyta; Magnoliopsida; Asterales; Asteraceae.
UUCUUCUACUAUUUUAUAAACCUUCUUCCACUAUAAACCUUUUUACACUUUUUCAUGGAUCCGUUCAACAACCCGGACAACCCGAACACUCCGAACAACCCGAAUAAUCCCAACAAUCCGACCCAACCUAAUGUUUUCUCGGUUCCGGGAUAUUAUCCGACGCUAGAACCGAACCAAUUCUCGCAAUAUUCAUCGAAUGCGUUUGCUUCAUUCCAACACUCGCCAAACCAAUUCGCUCAAAUCUCCCAAAAUCAAGCCCUUCAACAAAUGAUGAUGCGGGGUGCUUGGAACUUCCCACCCGUUCAACCUCAACCGAUCCCCACACCACCCGUUCAACCUCAACCGAUCCCGACCCAAUCCGAACCCGAAGACGAUGUGGAGAUUGUUCCCGAAACCCAACCGCCUAAAGGGAAAGGAAAACGAAACAAAGGCAAGCAAGUGGUGGGUGAUCAACCGUCGAAACCGAAGGCGACUAAGUGGACACCAAUCGAAGAAGAAGCCUUAGCCAAGGCUUUCAUUGGCACUUCUGACAACCCGACAAAAGGUAAUAACCAAUCGGGUGAGGGGUUUUGGUCCAAGGUAUUGGUCAAGUUUCUUGUCUUUAUGGACCAAGGCCCGUAUCGAGAUGUCGACUCGGUCUCCUCAAAGUGGCGGAAAAUGAACUCGUCCAUCAAUAGGUUUUGCGAGGAAUAUAAUAAAUUAUAUACAUGUGACCGUCGUAGCGGGUGGAACGACGAGGAUGUGUUCAAAAUGGCGUUGGAAAAGUAUAAGGAAAAGAAUGAGGAGUACAACGUACGUGAACCGGAGCGUCCAACGGGCCGAGACAAAUCAAAAAAGGAGCGGGCCAAGGGAAAAGAAAAGGAAAAGGUGGACCCGAACAUGGUUGAGUUUACGGAACACUUCAAAAUGUACAACGACGUCUCGGCCCAAAAGACGAAGGCGAAGGAGCGGGCCGUCGAAGAAAAAAGUCGUGUAUCGGAAGAAAAGUUACGCGAGAAGAUGUCUGAAUGA